Molecule: messenger RNA, 435 nt
Organism: Cylicostephanus goldi
Lineage: Eukaryota; Metazoa; Nematoda; Chromadorea; Rhabditida; Strongylidae
Source: the annotation of a GenBank genome assembly
AUGCAUCGAGUGCUUGGAACAGAGGAAUGUGUCGCUAAUUAUUUAGAUGGAGGAUAUAUGCGUUUUGGAUGGUGCAUAGAGCACAGCUCAUCUCUUUCACUUGCUAUAUUCUCAUUGCUUUGCAUGCCAAGGCCUUUAUGGCUACUGUGGCCAGGUCUUCUUAUUCAAUCGUCUUACUCAUUAGGUCUCUCAGUGUUGACAAUGGCAACUGCGCCAAAACUUCUGGAAGCUUUGGGUGGACGAGUAGAUAUGGAUUUAGGGCUCAUGUUUACGGCAUACCUUUUCGGGUUCUUUUUCAACUGGAUUUUCACUUUUAUCCUAUGGCAUCACUAUUGGCACCUCGAACGACAAUACAAUCCUCCGAGUCUCAAGAGAAGUGCAUCCUACAAAGCACCAAAUGUCGCUACCCCAUCGCCAACUAUCGCCAACGUGUGA